This is a messenger RNA of Linum trigynum, 4551 nucleotides long. The record is from the annotation of a GenBank genome assembly. Lineage: Eukaryota; Viridiplantae; Streptophyta; Magnoliopsida; Malpighiales; Linaceae.
CGAGUUUGUUUGAAGUUUGGGUAUAUGAAUUGUGCACGACACUUUGUUUCACGAGUUGAAGAUUAUCUGUUUCCAGUCCACCCAGUUAUUUACUCGAUUAAGGGAUCAAGUAUUUGCUCCCCUCCAGAGCACAAACAAAAGCAUCUCUACUCAAAAGUUUGGUUGUAUUUGUAUAAGAAAACCAUUAAAAUUUAUCCAUAAUAAUUCGAGUUUGCAAUUCUAAAAUGUUGAGUUUGAGAUUGCAUGAAGUUAUUUUUAUACUACCAAUCUUAAUUCGAACAUCAGUGUCAACUAUUGUCAAUUAAUUCAAGUUAAAUCGGAGAAGAAUAUUAGUAAUAGUAUCAUGGUUAUUCAACAAGGUUUAUGAUGUUGUCACGAAAAGCCAACUAGGCACGAGUUGAUCCUAUUUAAUCAAGGUUUCUGUUUGUUUUUUUUUUUUUUGCCCCCUUCAACGUCUAGAAAGUGGGAUUCGAUUGGGAAUGGGAAUUCAAAUGUUACAAGUAAACAGAGUCUGAAUUAUUGAGAGAUGAGGUAAUUAAGUGGGUGAUUGCGAUCUUUGUACCUACCUGGCUACAUAUUUUAAUGCUCAAUGAUUGCCUAACGCCAAAGCAAAACUUGUCCAACUUGCCAAAUUAUAAGUUGCAUCCAUCUUGCAACAAUGUGCUGCACAUAACAUGUACAAGUCCACGUCACACGAAACAGAAAAUUAAUCAUACCUAUGACAAUCAACACAGUAAUGCCCAUGAAAAUGAUAAAAUAAAUAAAUUCUACUUACAUGCUAAAAUGUUGGCUCCUAAACGGUAACAUAUGAAUAAUUAAAUAUAUAUAUAUGGUGACUACUUCGAUGCACUCACAAAAAUGAGUGCGUUCAAUGCACCUAACUCAAAAACUAGUCUUAAGGUGUCGGAUUUUGAAUUUUAAUUUGUAGAAUUACUGUAAUAUGAUGAUAUAACACAUGAUAACAACUAAUUAGCAGAUUACCCUAAGCCGUAGAUCUCCAAUUUUGAUACCUAUCCCUAAACCCCAAAUUGUAAACCCUAAUCCUAACCCUAAAUCUCUAAGGGGUCAUUUGGAUGCAGGUUUUGGGUGUGGGAUUUGGGCACAAUCCCACAUAGUGUGAGAUUUUAAUUAAAAUCACUCGUUUGGAAAGCAAUUAUAAGAUAAGAGAUUUUAAAUAUUAGAGAUUUCAGAAACCCACAAUUGUGGGAUUAUGAAAUAGCUGAUGGUCAUCAGCUAUUUUAAAAUUCCACACAAAUUCCACAAUCAGUGAUUUGAGCCAAAAUCCCACAAAUUAAAAACCUGGAUCCAAAUGACCCCUAAACUCUAAAUCCUUCAAAUUAAAGUAAAUCUUCAAUGGGUUUUGUGCAAAUUCAUGUGCAUUAUUGUUCAUCACAUCAUAAGUGAUGAUUGACAUCAUUUUGACAUAAAUCGCAUGUUUAUAAUGACGGUUAUGAAGCGGGUGCACUGAAUGCACCAAAAAAAGUGAGUGCACCGAAAAUGGCAAUAUAUAUAUAUAUAUAUAUAUAUAUAUAUAUAUAUAUAUAUGUUAUUAAAACUCGACAUGGACAGAUAUAAUCAUAUAUAUGAUUAAACUGCUGGCAACAUUCACCGUUUGUAACACCAAUGAUUUGGCUCAUUGAUAAAUUAUGAGAAGAUGAAAUUGACUGAAAUUCUAUUUUUAAAAUUUAAACCCAGCAAUCAUCCCCCCAAAAAAAUCACUAAUUACUAAUUAGUGUAAGGAUUUUUUUUUUUUAAGAAUUAAAUGGGAGGGAGAUCUAUCAAUUUUGGUCCCAACAGCAACAGGAGGGUGGGGAUAACUAAUCCUCUGUGGAUAUGUGUUUACGGCAUGCAUGGAUGGAUCAUGGAUGUCCAGCAGCUUUUUAUUCUAGUUGGCAACUUGCAGGCAGUAGUGUCGAAAUCGCCACUCGCCCUUGCCUCGAAGCAAUAUCAUUUCUCCACCAUGUGGCGAUCUCAGUCAGACCUCUAUGCACUAGCGUGACCAUACUGUGUAUUUUUUAAAAUCAAUUUUGAAUUGGAAAUUUUCGAGAAGAUUUUUUUAGUGUGGAGAGUAAGAUCGGUAAACUACGGGAACAACUUUAAUCUAAGAGUUCAAGCAAAAUUAAUAAAAUAAAUUUCGAAUAUAAAACGUGGAUAAAAAAUUAAAAAUGGUUAAAUAAAUUUUUUUAGAUUUAUUUCAAAUAUUUUUUUUAGAUUCAUCUUAUAUUAUUUUUCUAGAUUAUUUUUUAAUUUAACAUAAUAUGAAUGAAAGAAACUUAUGCUUUCUGAAAAUACAUAUCAUGGUAAAAUUAAUUAUGUAUUUUCAAAUUAUUUUGUAAAACUAUUACAACUUUUUGAAAAUCAUACUUAAUUUGGUUUGGUUUCAAUUUUUUUUAACAUUUUUAACAAAUCGAGCCAAAUAUAGGCUAUAUAUAAGAAAAUAAAUUAUAUAUUUGUUAACCCUUUAUUUUUUGUAGAAAAUUUAAUCUUCCUUUUCCCCUUCUCUUACCUCCCUCCCGUAUGGUUGGUAACAUUUUCUGGGUAAUUAUUAUAAAUUGUAACAAAACUAUUCACUUUAUACAAAACGAUCACAAUUCUUUAAUUUUACACGUUUCAAUAACACAAGUUUGAGUGAAUAACGAAUUAGUCAGUCCGUCCACUUUCGUCCAAUGAUCCGUUACUUUUUCUCAAUCAGCAUGACAUGUUAUUAAAAAUAUUAAUAAAAAAUUAAUUACUCACCCAAUUAACCCACACAACCCAACCGGUUGUAUCCUAAUACCCACCCCCUUCCAUCCGCGUGAAGAAGUCGAAGCAAAACCCUAUAGUCUCCGUCUCUCCGAUGUCGUCUCCCACCUAGCGCACCACUGUUUCAAAUCCCGGUGGAGCCAUCCCCCAUCCCUCCUCUCUUCUAGCCAGGACCGGCUCUCUUCUCCUCACUUCUCCCAAAUUUCCCUCCUGUUCAAAUCGAAUCCUCACCUUGCCCUCAGUUUCUUUGAUUUUAGCCGCCGGAAUUCCUUCCUCUGCCUUCACAACGUGUACUCUUUCGAGGUAAGGCGACACAACAUAACCUUGCAAGUCACUCCAUUGAUCUCCACAACUCUCAUGGAUCCUGUCAUAACCUCCGUCCACCAGAUCUGCCUCUUCUCCGACUUGUACUGACUGGCAUAGUUAGUAAAUACUCCGUUUAAUACACGUAUAUGUACCCGUACGCAAUGUAGUUAAACUAUAGUUUUUAUGUAUAAGCGGAAUGAUGGGUACAAACUUAAGCGUAAAAGCGGAGCGUAAGAACGUAAGUUUAUAUGAACCAUUGAAAUUGUGAAAAAUCAACUUAAAAGACUAAUAUGAUGCACACACAGAAAAUUGGAAAAGAUUUUGAACUAGAGUACAUUCUAACUCAGAACAGGUUCAUAAACAUAGAAAAAGAGUUGAAUCAUACGCUAAUAUGAAUCAUAACUCAGAAAUAUUCAUAUUAUGGACAUCACAAGCCCUCCAAAAAAAUUGAUCAUGAUUUAUGCUACAUUUGGGCAGCAACGUCCACAUUUCCAUCCAAAUCAUAUCAUCUUAAUUACCGCCAUCGUCAUAGUUGUUAUUGUCACUAACAUCAUGCUCCUCAUAAAUACAUCAAUCCUCAUUCAUGUUAAAAGAAUCACUUUGAAGCCAGCGGCAUGAUCACUUUAGUUUUUUCAUCUAUAAAAAAUCAUUUGACCAUCCCAUGACAUGCCAAAUCGCUCCAUAAACAUUAUCGUUAAAAGCUCUUAUAAGCGUCCUAAAAGCUAGCUUUUAAGGAUUUUUAUGCACAUAUUGUGGUUUUGAAGAGUUUAUAUUAAGCUUAUGAUGCCAAAAGAUUUUUCAAAGAAAAAUACUAUAUUGGAGGAGGUAAGAACUUAAAAGCGUAAGCUUUUAGGCUUAAACUAUAGCUUUUAACUACAUUGCCCGUACGUACUUUAUCUGUUUAAAACUUCCGUAUCCGUAUUAUUGUCAAGUCGUUCAAUUUUUUUUUCGUUCAUUUGAUGUCUCCCGUACUAAACACAUGUAAAAUCCGUAUAACACGUUUAAUAUCCGUAUUUAAUGACUUAAAUUGUUAACUUUAUAAUUAUUUAUAUAUUUUAUUAUUUUUAAAAUAAUUAAUAUUAUAUAUUUAUGACUAUUAAUGUACUAUUACACGUAACAUUAUAUUAGAGACGAAAUAAAUACCCGUACGUAUUUUAUACGUAACAUUCUCAUACCGUAUUUUACUAACUAUGGUGACUGGUAGCCGUCCCUUUAUCUUCCACCUCCCUGCAUACGCACAGAACACACCAUCAUUAAAUUUUAAUAGAAGUUAAAGGAAGAUGGUUCUUGAAAAUGAAGGCAAAAAUUAAUUACCUCAAGAAGAACUUCUCCCAGCAGCUGUAACCUUUGAGCGAGGAGAUUAAUGGCAGAAGCACUGGAAGAAAGAUCAGUAAAGUGGCGUUUGCUUCGGCUACUGCACACAGAUGGAAGGGGUGGGUAUUAGGGUAAAACCGGUUGGGUUGUGCGGGUUAAUUGGUUGAGUAAUUAAUUUUUUUAUUAAUA